Molecule: messenger RNA, 1960 nt
Organism: Suhomyces tanzawaensis NRRL Y-17324
Lineage: Eukaryota; Fungi; Ascomycota; Pichiomycetes; Serinales; Debaryomycetaceae
Gene: HSP60
Product: chaperone ATPase
Exons: 1
Coding region: 16-1716 (566 amino acids)
Biological process (GO): mitochondrial unfolded protein response; protein refolding; protein import into mitochondrial intermembrane space
Cellular component (GO): mitochondrial inner membrane; mitochondrial matrix
Molecular function (GO): ATP binding; ATP-dependent protein folding chaperone; protein-folding chaperone binding
Source: RefSeq, a predicted model, not a curated record
CACUCCCCACACACAAUGUUGAGAACUACUCGUCAAUCCAUCAACAGAUCGUUCAUUCGUAACCUCUCCCACAAGGAAUUAAAAUUCGGAGUUGAAGGCAGAGCCGCCUUAUUGAAGGGUGUCAACACCUUGGCUGACGCUGUUUCCGUCACCUUGGGUCCAAAAGGUCGUAACGUCUUGAUUGAACAGUCUUUCGGAGCUCCAAAGAUCACCAAGGACGGUGUCACCGUGGCCAAGUCCAUCACCUUGCAAGAUAAGUUCGAAGACUUGGGAGCCAAAUUGUUGCAAGAAGUCGCCUCCAAGACCAACGAGAGUGCUGGUGACGGUACCACUUCUGCCACUGUUUUGGGUAGAUCCAUCUUCACCGAGUCCGUCAAGAACGUGGCUGCUGGAUGCAACCCUAUGGACUUGAGAAGAGGUUCCCAGGCCGCUGUUGAAGCGGUUGUCAACUUCUUGCAACAAAACAAGAAGGAGAUCACCACCUCGGAAGAAAUCGCGCAAGUCGCCACCAUUUCUGCCAACGGUGACAAGCACAUCGGUGACUUGUUGGCCUCUGCCAUGGAAAAGGUCGGCAAGGAGGGUGUGAUCACCGUCAAGGAAGGUAAGACCUUGGAAGACGAGUUGGAAGUCACCGAAGGUAUGAGAUUCGACCGUGGUUUCAUCUCGCCAUACUUUAUCACCAACACCAAGAGUGGUAAGGUCGAGUUCGAAAACCCAUUGAUCUUGUUGUCGGAAAAGAAGAUCUCUUCCAUCCAAGACAUCUUGCCAUCCUUGGAAUUGUCCAACCAAACCAGAAGACCAUUGUUGAUUCUUGCUGAGGACAUCGACGGCGAGGCUUUGGCUGCUUGUAUCUUGAACAAGUUGAGAGGCCAAGUCCAAGUUUGUGCUGUCAAGGCUCCAGGCUUCGGUGACAACAGAAAGAACAUCUUGGGUGAUAUUGCCAUCCUCACUGGUGGUUCUGUUUUCACUGAGGAAUUGGACUUGAAGCCAGAAAACGCCACUGUUGACUUGUUGGGUUCUGCUGGUUCUAUCACCAUCUCCAAGGAAGACACUGUUAUCUUGAACGGCGAAGGUCCAAAGGAAAACAUCCAAACCAGAUGUGAACAAAUCAGAACUUCCGUUGACGAUGCUGCCACUUCCGAAUACGAAAAAGAAAAGUUGCAAGAAAGAUUAGCCAAGUUGUCCGGUGGUGUUGCUGUCAUCAAGGUCGGUGGUUCCUCCGAAGUUGAAGUCGGUGAAAAGAAGGACCGUUACGACGAUGCCUUGAACGCUACCAGAGCUGCCGUCCAAGAAGGUAUCUUGCCAGGUGGUGGUACCGCUUUGAUUAAGGCUUCCAGAAUCUUGGAUGAAGUCAAGGCUCAGGCUGAAAACUUCGACCAAAAGUUGGGUGUUGAAAUCAUCAAGUCCGCCAUUACCAAGCCAGGUAGAAGAAUCAUCGAAAACGCCGGUGAAGAAGGUGCCGUCAUUGUGGGCAAGAUCUACGAUGAACCAGAAUUCAACAGAGGUUACGACUCUGCCAAGGGUGAGUUCACCGACAUGAUCGCUGCUGGUAUCAUUGAUCCAUUCAAGGUUGUCAAGAACGGUUUGGUCGACGCCUCUGGUGUUGCCUCCUUGUUGGCCACCACUGAAUGUGCCAUUGUCGAUGCUCCAGAACCAAAGGGUGCCGCCCCACCACCUGCUGCUCCAGGAAUGGGUGGUAUGCCAGGUAUGUUCUAAGCAUAGAAAUUGACGAUUUACGAUAGCCUAAUUGGGCUUCGAAGUCCAUGAAUGAAUAUAGUAACCUGUAUAUUUUUAAUGUAUAUAGUCUCGAAUAUAGGGUUAGCGAGCAGAAAGUAAAGAAGGAAUGUAACAGAUCAACCUUGAGUGCUGUAUGUUAAGUUAUAUUAAUAAUCCAUUACUAAUAGCUUCUUAUCAGCAGCUUAUAUCCAUCCUAGUAAACCGUUCAAUCUUAAAUCUCUCA